UUCUGGUUUAACUAUCGUCACUGGCCUGUCGGAGAAAACCGAAUUCCCCAAAUCUAGAAGGCGGAAAAGCGCCACCGCAAUUCCUUCUGAACCAACGAAUUGACUUUCUCUUUAAAUCGAGAAGACCUCUUUCGAGUUCUCGAGUCCUCUUCUGCCAUGGCGAACGUCUCCGUCGCUGCGGAGUGGCAGCUUCUAAUCAACCGGUACUACCGCAAGCCGGAGAUUUACCAAAUGCGGUGGAAGCACAUCGACUUGUCUCGCAACAAGAUCGCCUGCGCUCCAUUCGGAGGCCCUAUCGCUGUAAUCCGAGACGAUUCCAAGAUCGUUCAGCUCUACUCCGAGUCCGCGCUCCGGAAGCUCCGCAUCUUCAACUCCGCCGGCGUCCUCCUCUCCGAGACGGUGUGGAAGCACCCCGGCGGCCGCCUGAUCGGCAUGUCGUGGACCGAAGACCAGACGCUGAUCUGUAUCGUCCAGGACGGCACGAUUUACAGGUACAACAUCCAUGGGGAGUGUCUCGAUCCCAAUUACUCGAUGGGGAAAGAGUGCUUUGAGCAGAACGUGAUCGAGUGCGUGUUCUGGGCCAACGGGGUUGUGUGUCUGACGGAGGCUGGGAAACUCUUCUGCGUGAUGGAUUUCAAGGAGAUCAAGUCGUUUAAGCUGGGCGAUGUUGGGAUUGAAGCGGAGGAAGAGUUGCCGCAUUGUAUGGCCGUCAUUGAUCCUCAGUACAUAGCUUCAGGAAACGUACGGGUGCUUCUGGGAAUUGGGGAGGGGAUUGUGAUCGUGGAUGAAGACGAGGUUACGCACAUUGAAGGUGAGAAAGUUCAGGGACCUGUGCAGAAAAUUUCAGUGACCAGGGAUGGUAAUUGGUUGGCAUGUUUUAUGCAUGACGGGAGGCUUGUGGUUAUGAAUAUGAACUUCGAGGCUCUAUUCCAGUACCAAUGCGAAUCAGCCCUUCCACCAGAGCAGAUGGUUUGGUGUGCAAUGGACAGUGUGCUUCUUUAUUGGGAUGAUAUGCUUUUGCUGGUGGGUCCAUCAUCUGAAGACUCUGUGCGUUAUAUCUAUGAUGAACCAGUUUUUCUUAUCGCCGAAUGUGAUGGAGUCAGGAUACUUUCUAACACCAGCAUGGAGUUCCUUCAAAUGGUACCUGAUUCCACUGUUUCCAUCUUCAAGAUAGGGAGCACCUCACCAGCAUCGCUGCUUUUUGAUGCCUUGGAUCAUUUUGACAGACGUAGUGCUAAGGCAGAUGAAAACUUGAGAUUGAUAAAAUCAGCCUUGCCUGAGGCUGUUGAGGCGUGUAUCGAUGCCGCAGGUCAUGAGUUUGAUGCUUCCCGUCAACAGACACUGCUUAGAGCUGCAAGCUAUGGCCAAGCUUUCUCCAGCAAUUUCGAACGAGAGCGAAUUCAGGAGAUGUCUAAAACUUUGAGGGUGUUAAAUGCUGUUCGCAACCCUGAGAUUGGCAUUCCUCUGAGUAUUCAGCAGUACAAGACACUAACAGCACCUGUGCUGAUUGCUCGUUUGAUUAAUGCGCACCAGCAUCUUCUUUCUCUGCGGAUUUCUGAGUAUCUUGGAAUGAAUCAGGAAGUAGUUAUAAUGCAUUGGGCUUGUGCAAAGAUAACAGCUUCUUCAGCAUUUCAGGAUGCAGCCCUUCUUGAAAUUUUACUUGACAAGCUGAGAUUGUGCAAGGGCAUAUCUUAUGCAGCUGUUGCGGCUCAUGCAGAUAAAAGCGGACGCCGUAAAUUGGCAGCUAUGCUUGUUGAACAUGAACCACGCUCCUCUAAACAGGUUCCUCUCUUGCUAAGUAUUGGAGAGGAAGAUACAGCUCUUAUGAAGGCAAUUGAAAGUGGUGACACUGAUCUGGUUUAUCUUGUUCUGUUCCAUAUCUGGCAGAAGAGACCAGCCUUGGAGUUUUUUGGGACAAUACAAGCCAGGCCACUAGCACGGGAUAUGUUUAUAACUUAUGCACGGUGUUACAAACAUGAAUUCUUGAAGGACUUUUUCCUAUCAACUGGGCAACUUCAGGAGGUAGCAUUUCUCUUAUGGAAGGAAUCAUGGGAGAGAGGGAGAAACCCGAUGGCAAGUAAAGGUUCGCCGCUUCACGGUCCACGCAUAAAGCUUAUUGAAAAAUCUCAUAAUCUUUUUGCCGAGACAAAGGAGAACACAUUUGAAUCAAAAGCUGCUGAAGAACAUGCAAAAUUAUUGAGAAUUCAACACGAACUAGAAGUGGCCACGAAACAAGCCAUUUUUGUAGAUUCAAGCAUCAGUGAUACAAUUCGAACAUGUAUCGUGCUGGGGAAUGACAAAUUUGCAAGUAAAGUGAAGACGGAGUUCAAGGUCUCUGAGAAGAGGUGGUACUGGCUCAAAGUAUUCGCUUUAGCAACCGUCAGAAACUGGGAUGCCCUGGAGAAAUUUUCAAGGGAAAAGAGACCGCCAGUUGGUUAUCGGCCUUUCGUGGAGGCAUGCAUCGAAGCUGACGAGAAAGGCGAAGCUCUCAAGUACAUACCGAAACUUGCAGACCCCGGAGAAAGAGCUGAGGCAUAUGCUCGGGUAGGAAUGGCCAAAGAAGCCGCCGAUGCUGCUUCUCAAGCAAAAGACGGGGAAUUGCUGGGUCGAUUACGAAUGAGCUUUGCACAAAACACAGCUGCCUCAUCUCUUUUCGAUACCCUUCGAGAUCGCUUGUCCUUCCAAGGCGUCCCGUAACUUCCAUUCAGAUCCGUUUUCACCUCUCCUUUUUUGUUCUUUUACCGUUUGUCAUUGCAAGUCUGUUGGGUUGUUUUUGGUGAAAGGCAGUGUGCAUAUUGUAUGUGAGUUCUAGUGUAAAUCAAUCUUAAAAAUCCAUAACAGAACUCCCCAGUUUUCCCCUCCAGAUUGGGGUCAUUUAUACGUAAACUGCUGCUACAAUCGUCUCGAUAACUCUAAAUUGUUCCUCGUUGCAACACCACAUGCGAAACUGAUCGAGCAG
This is a messenger RNA of Linum tenue, 2959 nucleotides long. Lineage: Eukaryota; Viridiplantae; Streptophyta; Magnoliopsida; Malpighiales; Linaceae. The record is from the annotation of a GenBank genome assembly.